Molecule: messenger RNA, 2884 nt
Organism: Daucus carota subsp. sativus
Lineage: Eukaryota; Viridiplantae; Streptophyta; Magnoliopsida; Apiales; Apiaceae
Product: type IV inositol polyphosphate 5-phosphatase 7
Exons: 13
Coding region: 506-2344 (612 amino acids)
Biological process (GO): phosphatidylinositol dephosphorylation
Molecular function (GO): inositol-polyphosphate 5-phosphatase activity; phosphatidylinositol-3,4,5-trisphosphate 5-phosphatase activity; phosphatidylinositol-4,5-bisphosphate 5-phosphatase activity
Source: RefSeq, a predicted model, not a curated record
GCUCAAAUUAUAUACUUUGCUGUUCCUUAUAACCAGCCUACAUUUCCAGCAGGAAAAAAAAAAAAAAAGAAAAAGAAAAUAGGGGGACCCCACUCUUUCUUUCUUUCUAAACUUUGAUAUAACUGUGUGUAUCUGUGUGUGUAGGAGUGUGUAUGCCUCAUUGUCAUGUGGUUUAGUUUCAAGAAUCUACUAUAUAUACUGACUUCUACACAUGUAAAAGUGUUUUGUGUCUCUCUUUUGUGAUUUGUGUCUAUCUUCUUGUUUGUUCAAGUUGUGAUCUUACAGAGACUAAAGAACAUUGCUUUAGGGCCUUUGGGGAAAUACCCAAGAUUUUUAGUUAUUGUAGUUGGGAUUUGGAGGACCAUUUUCAGAAAGAUUUUGAAUUUGAGCUUAUAAGUCAUUUUCUUGGGAAAAUUUAGUUGCUUUUUGGAAAAAUCAAGAAGUUUGGGAGAAGGGGAAGGGGGGUAUUACAAGAACUGCAUGAAGAAGAACCAGAACUGAAACAAUGAGAGAUGGGAAUUCCAAGAAAAGCAAGCUCUCCUGGUCAAAAUCACUUGUUAGGAAGUGGUUCAACAUAAAGUGCAAAACUGAGGAAUUUGAAGCAGAUGAUGUAAAUGAAGGUGUUAAUGUGGAAUGCAGGAAAAGCUUCUCUGAAAGAGAGCCAUGUACAAUCAAGAAGAGUAAAACAGAUAACUUUAGUAAGUCCUCUGAUCGUGUCCGGAAAGGAAGAGUUGAUCUUGACCAUCCUCAGGUGAUAAAUGUGCAGAACUAUAGUAUUUUUUCAGCUACCUGGAAUGUGGGGGGAAAAUCUCCUUCAAGCAGUAUGAACCUAGAUGAUUGGCUUCUUGCCUCACCUCCUGCAGACAUUUAUGUACUUGGAUUUCAAGAAAUAGUUCCUCUGAACGCCGGUAAUAUUUUGGGUGCUGAAGACAAUGGCCCUGCUAAAAAAUGGCUAGCUCUAAUUCGCAAAACCUUAAAUAAUCGUCCCGGAACAAGUGGAGGAAGUGGACGUUAUACACCUUCUCCUAUCAUCGAUCCUAUUGUUGAAUCAGAUGCUGACUUUGAGGGAUCAACCAGGCAAAAGAACUCAUCGUUCUUCCAUCGUAGAUCAUUUCAGGCACCCCGGUACUGGAGAAAUGAUUGUGACUAUACAAGCUCUCAACCUCAACUUGAUCGAAGAUUUAGUGUCUGUGACCGAGUGAUGUUUGGCCAUAGGCCAAGUAAUUAUGACCCCAACUUUAGGUGGGGUCAGAGGCCAAGUGAUUAUUCUUCGAGUCACAGGCCAAGUGACUAUUCUUCAAGUCACAGGCCGAGUGAUUACUCAUCAAGUCGCAGGCCAAGUGAUUAUUCCUCAGUUCAAAGGUCAAGUGACUAUUCUUCAAGCCGCAGAGCAAGCGACUAUUCCUGGGGUCAGAGGCCAAGUGACUAUUCCAGAUGGGGAUCCUCUGAUGAUGAUUACGGGCCUGGAGAUUCACCUAGCACUGUUUUAUCCUCACCAAUGUUUAAUGGCGUGUCUGCACCAGUGGAAGACGGGUACUGCUUAGUUGCAAGCAAGCAAAUGGUUGGGGUUUUUCUUACAAUAUGGGUGAGAAGCGAUUUAAGGGAGCAUGUCAGAAACUUGAAAGUAUCUUGUGUUGGUAGAGGUUUAAUGGGUUAUCUUGGAAAUAAGGGGUCCAUCUCAGUGAGCAUGAUGUUGCAUCAAACAAGCUUCUGCUUCGUCUGCAGCCAUUUGACCUCGGGACAGAAGGAAGGCGAUGAGCUAAGGAGGAAUUCUGAUGUCAUGGAGAUCCUAAAGAAGACGAGAUUUCCACAAGUUCGCAGCGUCUGUAUUGACAAGUCCCCAGAAACAAUUCUUCAACAUGAUCGAAUUAUCUGGCUCGGAGACCUGAAUUAUCGAAUUGCUCUUUCCCACCGAACAGCGAAAGCUCUAGUCGAAAUGCAAAAUUGGAGAGCUCUGUUAGAGAAUGACCAGCUGCGAAUAGAGCAGCGUAGGGGUCGUGUGUUUGAAGGGUGGAAGGAAGGUAAAAUAUACUUCCCACCUACAUACAAGUAUUCAAAUAAUUCAGACAGAUACACUGGUGAAAAUAUGCACCCAAAAGAGAAACGAAGAACACCUGCAUGGUGCGAUCGAAUCUUGUGGUUUGGAGGAGGUCUCCAUCAAAUGUCUUAUGUGCGAGGGGAAUCUAGAUUCUCCGACCAUAGACCAGUUUACAGCAUAUUUUGGGCUGAGGUUGAGUCCUCAAGUAGUGGUUUACGGAGAAGCACGAGUUGUUCGACCUCCAGGAUAGAGGCAGAGGAGUUGUUGCCAUACUCGAAUGGUUACACUGAACUUUGCUUUUUUUAACAGUUUGCGCCUCUGCGUUGCAGGCAGAUAUUAUAAUUUGGUGGCACAAUUUUGAAGGUUGAUGGAGACAUUUUUAUAUACUCAUACUGAAAAAAAAAACUCUAACAGAACUGCUAACUUAUUCCAAGCUAGAAGAGAUCACAUUUAAACCAUUAUUUCCGGUUCAACAACCAAUUGCAACAUAGACUAACGAAGUCCCACUUCACGGGAUCUCAAGUUCCCUUCAAGUUCUUAAGGUUGAACUUAAUUGAUCAGAGAUAGCCAAGUGGGUAACUGAUGAAGAGUUUAUUCAAGAUUCUUUUGUGAACUGUACAAACCUAACUGCCUGGAAGAGAAUGGAGUUUGUGAAAAUAAUCAUUAGGCUUCAACUUUUUGUUUUAAAUGAAGAGAGAACUGGGGAGUGAUGUGUACAUUAAAUCUGACUGUAUAUACACACUCUUUUUCUAUAGUAGUAAAGAGUUUGAAAAAUAUGAUUCUAAGAAGUCCUCUUGUUGUUUCUUUAUCUGUUGAUGAUCUACUGUAAAAGCUGUUUGUUGUUCA